UGCUGCUCUCUCUGGGCCACGGGGGAGGGGCAGGGUGGCUCCUCACAGCAAGGGUGGUAGUCACUGGGCUCUGCCCACCUGCCGCUAACCAGGCCCCGGGCCCCUUCCCAUGGCAGAAGGGACCUUCCCCUUUACCUCCGCCACGCUGCGCUCCCUCCGCCUGCAGCGGGAGUGGCUGGAGUGGGAGGACAGGCGCAGGGCAGCAGCCCAGCUCUGCCGGAGCCAAAGGUGCCCCCCAAGUUCUCUGGCCCGACUCACUAGGCCUCGCCGCUCCUGCCGAGACCCAGCGGUCCAGAAUGCCCUGUUCUCCGGCAACCUGCAGCAGGUCCAAGCCCUGUUCCGAGACGAAGAUGCCGCCAACAUGAUUGUGGAGACUGAGAGCAACCAGCUGGCCUGGUCGCCUGAACAGGGGUUCUGGGUACUGACCCCCAAGACCAAGCAGACAGUGCCCCUCACUAUUGCUGCGGCCCGAGGCUAUACCGACUGUGCCCGCCACCUCAUCCGGCAGGGAGCUGAGCUGGAUGCCCGGGUUGGGGGCCCGGCUGCCUUGCACGAGGCAUGUGCCCAAGCCCACUCGGACUGUGUGCGGCUGCUGCUGACCUUCGGUGCCAAAGCCAAUGUGUUGUCUGAGGAAGGCACAACCCCCUUGCACCUCUGUACAGCGCCUGAGUCCUUACAGUGCGCCAAGCUGCUGCUGGAGGCAGGAGCUACUGUCAACGUGGCUGCGAGGGACAGCGAGAUGACACCCCUGCACGUGGCGGCGGCCCGCGGCCUGGAGGAGCACGUGGCUCUCUAUUUGGCGCAUGGAGCCAACGUGGGGCUGCGCACCAGCCAGGGGGAGACAGCGCUGAACGCUGCUUGCGCGGGGGCCGAGGGCCCCGGCAAUGGCCGGAGCCACCAGGCUGUGGCGCGCCAGCUCCUGGAAGCUGGGGCUGAUGCCCAGGCGGCCGGGCGCAAGCGCCACACACCCCUGCACAACGCCUGUGCCAACGGCUGCGGGGCCCUGGCCGAGCUCCUGCUGCGCCACGGGGCCUGCGCUGGAGUCUCCAACUCAGCGGGCCACACGCCCAUGGACUGCGUGCUGCAGGCGGUCCAGGACACCCCCAACUGGGAGCCCGAGGUCCUCUUCGGGGCACUGCUGGACUACGGGGCCCAGCCAGUGCACCCUGAGAUGCUGAAACACUGUGCCAACCUCCCUCGGGCACUAGAAGUCCUACUUAAUGCCUACCCUUGUGUUCCAUCCUGUGAUACCUGGGUGGAGGCAGUACUCCCAGAGCUGUGGCAGGAGCAUGAAGCCUUCUACAGCUCGGCCCUGGCCAUGGUGAACCAGCCGAGGCGGCUGCAGCACCUGGCCCGGCUGGCUGUGCGUGCUCAGUUGGGCAACCGCUGCCGACAGGCUGCCGACCGCCUCCCGCUGCCCCAGCUCCUCAGGGACUACCUGCUGCUGCGUGUGGAGGGGCGCAUCCAGUGAGCACCAGGCCAGGCUGCCCCCACAGCUUGUCCUUUCUCCGUCCAUCUUACUCCCCCCGCCCCAACCCUGGACGACGAGACCCUGGGCCUCUGUUUAUACUCCACCUCCCUCCACUGACUCCUGACCAGCCUUACCUGAGCUUCAGCUCCUCUCUUUGAGGGAAAGGUCUGCAGACUCAGACCUCAGCCAUCUCAUCCUCUUUGCCUAAGUGGAUGAUGCCUCAAGCCCAGAGGUGGUGACUGUUGUUGUAACCCCUCAUCUUCUGCCACCAAUGUAUCUAAAAUCAGUUUCCUAUAAAGAGUGACAGACUCUG
Molecule: messenger RNA, 1784 nt
Organism: Myotis myotis
Lineage: Eukaryota; Metazoa; Chordata; Mammalia; Chiroptera; Vespertilionidae
Gene: ASB16
Product: ankyrin repeat and SOCS box containing 16
Exons: 5
Coding region: 110-1471 (453 amino acids)
Biological process (GO): intracellular signal transduction
Molecular function (GO): protein binding
Source: RefSeq, a predicted model, not a curated record